ACACCAUGGUGAACACGACGUCGUCCAUGGCGAGAUCGCCGCUGGUGGUGGCGCUGCUCCUCUCCCUGUUCUUGCUCUCCUCCCUCGCGUCGAGUGCGGUGGGGUGGAGCAGGAGGGGGGAGGAGGAGGAGGGGGACGACGAGCGGCGCCGCGGCCGGCACGGAGAGGGAGGCCGGCCGUACCACUUCGGGGAGGAGAGCUUCCGGCACUGGACGCGCACGCGGCACGGGCGGUUCAGCGUGCUGGAGCGGUUCUCCGACGAGCCGCUGGUGGGCGCCGUCGGGGACUACCGCGUCGCCGUCCUCGAGGCCGCGCCGCGGGCGUUCCUGCAGCCCAGCCACUACGACGCCGACGAGGUGUUCUACGUCAAGGAAGGGGAGGGUGUGAUCGUGCUGCUGCGGGAGGGGAGGAGGGAGUCGUUCUGCGUCAGGGAGGGCGACGCGAUGGUCAUCCCCGCCGGCGCCAUCGUCUACUCCGCCAACACCCACAGCUCCAAGUGGUUCCGCGUCGUCAUGCUGCUCAACCCCGUCUCCACGCCCGGCCGCUUCGAGGAAUACUUCCCCGUCGGCGGCGACCGGCCGGAGUCGUUCUUCAGCGCCUUCAGCGACGACGUUCUGCAGGCGGCGUUCAACACUCGCCGGGAAGAAUUGGAGAAGGUGUUCGAGAGGCAGCGGGAGGGCGGCGAGAUCACGACGGCGCCGGAGGAGCAGGUACGUGAGCUGAGCAAGUCGUGCUCCCGCGGCGGCGGCUCGGGUUCCGAGUGGGAAAUCAAGCCGUCCAGCCUCACCGGCAAGAGGCCGACCUACUCCAACAACCACGGAAAGAUGUUCGAGAUCGACGGCGACGAGUGCCGCCACCUCCGGAAGCUCGACAUGCUGGUCGGCCUCGCCAACAUCACCCGCGGCUCGAUGAUGGCGCCGAGCUACAGCACCCGCGCCACCAAGGUCGCCAUGGUCCUGCAUGGGAGCGGCUACUUCGAGAUGGCGUGCCCGCACGUGUCCGGCGGCCGGUCGUCGGAGCGCCGGGAGCGCGAGCGUGAGCAGGGCAGGAGGGAGGAGUGGGGCAGAGAGGAGGAGGAGCAGGAAGAGGAGCAGCACGGCGGCCGGCAGCAGAAGGCGAGGCGGUACCACAAGGUGAGGGCGCAGGUCAGGGAGGGGUCGGUGAUCGUGAUCCCCGCGGCGCACCCGGCGACGUUUGUCGCCGGCGACGACGAGAACCUCUCCGUGCUCUGCUUCGGCGUCGGCGCCAACUACGACGACAAGGUGUUCCUCGCCGGCCGGAACAGCCUGCUGAGGCAGCUCGACGACCCGGCCAAGGCGCUCGUGUUCGGCGGCUCCGCGGCGAGGGAGAUGGUGGACCGCGUGCUCGCCGCGCAGCCGGAGCAGAUCUUCCUGCGCGGGCCGCACGGCCGCGGCGGCGUCUCCGACGCGUAAUCGCGCCGCCGACGUGACGACGUCCCUUGCAGCCGGCGCGGGGGCGCGAGUCCGUACGUCGAGCAAGCUGUGUGAUCGAGAGGAAUAAUGAUACGCUACACGUAUGCGCCCGUAGCGUACGGUACGGAUACGGUACUGCACUACGUGUACGUCAGUACGUGUAGCCAAGGGACGCCUUAUGUACGUAUAUAUGUACGUGACUACGUAUUAACGCAUGUGUAUUAUCCGAGGUAUGUGGUAUCGAUGCAACUGUACGA
Oryza brachyantha (malo sina) is the source of this 1690-nucleotide messenger RNA. Its product is annotated as cupincin-like. The record is from RefSeq and is a predicted model, not a curated record. NCBI's taxonomy places the organism in Eukaryota, Viridiplantae, Streptophyta, Magnoliopsida, Poales, Poaceae. The transcript is spliced from 4 exons. The coding region runs from base 6 to 1433 and encodes 475 amino acids.